Staurois parvus is the source of this 354-nucleotide messenger RNA. The record is from the annotation of a GenBank genome assembly. NCBI's taxonomy places the organism in Eukaryota, Metazoa, Chordata, Amphibia, Anura, Ranidae.
CUAAGCAUGCAGACUGCUUCUGCAAACAUUUGUGAAAGAAUGGGUCGCUCUCAGGAGCUCAGUGAAUUCAAGCAUGGUACCGUGAUACAUUGCCACCUCUGCAAUAAGUCCAUCUGUGAAUUCUCCUUGCUAUUAAAUAUUCCUUGGUCAACUGUUAGUGGUAUUAGAACUAAGUGGAGGCAACUGCGAGCAACAGAAACUCAGCCAUGAAGUGCACUAAAGCUCUAAAGCAGCGGAGAUGUUUUCUUUGAAAUGACGAUUCACACUUCUCUGUCUGGCAAUCCAAUGGAGGUGUCUGGGUUUGGCAGUUGCCAGGAGAACAGUACUUGCCUGACUGCAUUAUACCAAGUGAAA